AUGGAGAGUUCUACUGCUUUUUCGCUUUGCGUCAUUCUACAUGAUGCAGUAAAAGAGUUCAAAAUACUAGCAAAUGUUGUUGACAUUAUGAGGAAAAAGAAACAGAGAAUCAAUUUAAAUUAUUCAGAAGCCGAAGAAUUUGUUCUUAAACAAAUGAAUAAAAUACUGGAAAAAUACUCGUUUAAAUACAAUAUGCAUAUGAAGGUGCUCAAGGAACUACAGAAGAGUUCCAAAAUUACGGAGUAUCCAUCGACUGCGACAGUCGUUGAAGACUCGUUCUUUUCCACAAAGUACAUGGAGAAAUUAAUGAAGGAAAUAUUUUGUUUAAUUGAUGUUCUUGAAAAAUUGGCAGAAGAAAUUCAAAAUACGGGGUCAUGUGAUUCAUUGCAACAAUCAGUUGACAAAGAAGAAUCAGAAUUCAAAGAUAUAGAACAUAUUCUGGAAAGAGAACGUCAAGCUCGUGAGAAAAUCAAGGAAAUGAGACAUAAGAUUCAAGAAAAGAAUGAAGACGGUAUAAAAACUAUUGAACAAGGCAAAGAAACUAUAGCAUAUUUAAAGGAUCAAGUCCAGGAAAUGAAAGCUAAAAUAAUUAUGGAAGAAAAAUAUAUAACACGUUAUUCUGCAGUAAAAUUAGAAGAAUUCCAAAGUCAAUGUGAUCAAAAAGAAAAUGAAAUCAAACAUCAACUAGAUUUCGUUCAAUCAAAUCGUAACACAGAAGAACGAGUUCAUGCAGAGAUUACAUCUUACUUAAAUGAUCGUAUAUCAUACUUAAGAAAGCAUGAAAAAUUCUGGAAAGAAAAGUCUGAUAAAGAUAUUACUCAGUUCAAACAAGAGUUAAAUGAGCUCAAAGACAAAAAAGAGAAGAACUUAACUAAACUUAGUGAAUUAUCUUUAUUGUAUAAAGAAUAUGAAGCCGUAGUUCUGUCUGAUCGAAUUGAAAAAGAGAAAGCUCGUCAAAGAGAAGAACAAGAAGAGUUAGAAUUAUUUGCAGCUUGUAAAAUUCAAAAUUGGUGGCGUACUGUUUGCGUUCAACAUAAUCUUGGUCCAAUUUCAGCGAUCCAUACUCUCAUCAUAUGGUACUUUGGGAUAUUCGUCCGUCCGUGA
Messenger RNA from Schistosoma bovis, 1104 nucleotides. Lineage: Eukaryota; Metazoa; Platyhelminthes; Trematoda; Strigeidida; Schistosomatidae. The record is from the annotation of a GenBank genome assembly.